Cinara cedri is the source of this 16091-nucleotide messenger RNA. NCBI's taxonomy places the organism in Eukaryota, Metazoa, Arthropoda, Insecta, Hemiptera, Aphididae. The record is from the annotation of a GenBank genome assembly.
AUGAGCAUCCGGAUGAUUGCUGAGGCUGUAUAUGCCAAUAAAGAAACGGUUAGAAAAAUUUUACAUGAGGAAUUACAUAUGACAAAAGUCUAUGCGAAGUUGGUGCCAAAAAACCUGACUCCUGACCAAAAGUUCUUGCGUCAACAGGUCUGCUCAGAUUUCCUUGAAAAGUUAAAAGAAGAUCCCGGACUGAUGAAAAACAUUAUAACUUGCGACGAAACAUGGAUUUUUCAAUACGAUGUUGAAACAAAGCGACAAUCGAUGCAUUGGAAGACACCUGAAUCGCCCAGAAUCAAAAAAGCAAGGAUGUCCAAAUCAAAAUUUAAGGCAAUGUUGAUCGUUUUUUUUGACAUUAACGGUAUCGUGAUGACUGAAUGGGUUCCAGAGGGUCAGACUGUCAACCAGAUUUACUAUUUAUCAGUUUUGGCAACACUGCGAGAAAGAGUUCGUAAGAAACGGCCCGAGUUGUGGAAGAACAACUCGUGGAUUUUGCACCAGGACAACGCACCUGCCCAUAACGCGCUAUCUAUGAAACAGUAUUUGGCCGGUAAGCGCACUCCAGUGCUCGAACACGCGCCGUAUUCACCAGAUUUGGCACCAUGUGACUUUUUUUUGUUUCCAAAGAUAAAAUCUGCUUUGAAAGGGGCCCGAUUUGAGUCGAUGGAAGCGGUAAACCAAAAAACGGCAGAGCUCCUAAAGGCCCUCACCAAAGAAGACUUCCAGCACUGCUUUGAUCAAUGGAAAAAACGUAUGGAAAGGUGUGUGGCGAGGGGAGGGGAGUAUAUUGAAGGGGAGCAUUUGAAUGUAGAAUAAUUUUUAUAAUAAAACACUUUUUCGUAACCAGUCUCGUUUUUUAAUAGCCACACCUCGUAUUUUGAAUGGUUAUUGAAUAAUAAUUAUAAUAUUUAAAUAGUAUAGUUCAAUACGGAAACAAAAAGAGUAAACCAACGUUUUAAAUUUGAAAAAUGAUAAAAAAGGAAUACAAUAUUUAAUUACUGCACUACAAACAGUUACAAACUACAAUGAAAAAUGAACGUUUUAAAUUCCGUUUAUAUGGGGGAAAAAAUUUGUCAUUGGAAACUGAUUCCGCCGCAUUUUAUGUUAUUAGGCACUAUUGCACCACAGCUGUAUUGUAAUUGCAUACCUACUUACUAAAGAAUAUUAUAGAUUUAAUGUCUAAUGAAAAGUAUAAUAUUAUUAAAUGAUGCUAGUGUAACAUUUGUUGUAAUUUGUGUGCCUUUAUAAAUCUUUGUCCCAUUUAUCACGAGUACUCAUACUUGUUACAUUUUUUCGGUGACAGCUGUUGGCUGUGGUAUAGUUUACCUAAUACGAAUUACGAAAACAUAAAAUAAGUAUUGUUAUUAAAUUAAUAUUAUAAGUAUUUUUAAAAUGUUUAGUUUAAUUUUUAAUUUUUUAAAUUGUAAGUAUUAUUUUUGGUUAACAAAAAUUUAGUAAGUUUUAAUAAGUUUUUUAAUUUCAAAUGUUAAAUUAAACGAUUGAAACAACAUCAUACGUUGUUACAGCACUAUAGAAUAUAUUAGGUAAGUAUUAUAAUAAUGUUCAAUGGCGCUAAGAAAAAGAAAUUAUUUUUAUGUCAAGUACGUAAUUUUAUUUUCCUAAUAAUAUAUGUGUUACAUGUAUGAGUACAUUUGAAAUAAUAGUAUACUCAUAAUACAAAUGUAGAGAGCGGUUUUGCUUUAUAAUAAUAAGGUGUACACAAUAGAUUCUCACUUGAUAGACCUUUGUGCUGAAAUUCUUUUAUACAAAUUACAUAAUUGCAAUUUGUUUAUAUACCUAUUUAAAAAAAAAAUGGGUUUCUUUUAAUAAUUUAAAUUUAUUAUAUAUGAUUUAAUGGUUUUUGAAUAUUAUGAAACGAUUUCUAUAUACGAUUUAAGGUUUAAUCAAUCACGCAGUUUGUAUUCGAUCUAAAAUUUAUCGAAGAUAAUUUAUUGUUUUUUUUUUUUUACAUAUUUGAAAUUACUUGUUGCGUAAUAUUACUUGUAACAUUCAAACUGUCGACAUUGAAUUACAUUUUUUUUCUAUAUAAAAUAGAUUUUUCGGUUACCAUGCAAAAUACUGGGAUAUGUAAUAUUCAAUUAAAUAAUUAUGUACAGUUAAGCAUCUUAAGUACAGGUAUACAUUUACGAAAAAAAAAAAUUCUAAUUUUAAUUAAAACAAAUUAGUUUAACGCUAUUGUGUUUGGUAUAAGUCGAAAAAAUAAAUAAUAAUGAUAGAACUUCCUCGACACCCCGCUAUUAUACGCCACAAUGUGAUAAUGUUAUAAAUUGAGGCUAAACAAAACUUGUGAUAGAUACCAAUGGCAUUCGCGAAUCAUGAUAUUUCUUUUUACGAUCUCUUUUUACAUUUAUAUUUUAAAAGGAUUAAAGACUUAGUGCCAUGGCAAAGUAAUCAGCUGAUAAUUUGUUAAAAGUUUCGAUAAAAUGCUACGGGACAUUUCUUAAACUAAUGAUAGUGUAUACGCAUAAAAUGUUAAAACUGCCUACUAGUUCGCGCAGAAAUAAAUUUAAAAAAGGAAAAGUUGAUAUUGUUGAUAUGUGUUGUACUGAUUUAGGAGGGAAGUCGAAAGGGAUGACAUGUAGAGCAAUUUAAUUUAUAUCUUUACGUGCCUAAUGAUAAACCAUUACUAUUGGAUAAAGAUUCUGAGCAUAGUAUUAAUAGAUACCUAGUCGUGUUUUUUAAUUAUACCCAACAAAUUGCCAGUUUUUAUCAUUAGUUAAACUAUUUAAAAAUCAAAAAAUAACCUUAGUUCAACCAAGGUAUAGGUUAAAAAUGCUAGAUGAAAAUUCCUAUGAAAUUUUCUACUGAAGCAAGAUUUCCGGUAUAAAAAAAAAAAAAAAACAAAGUAACACCAAUAUAUUCUUUGCUUCACUUAUAAUUUAAAGUUAAAUUAGUCUAGCAAAUAUAUAUAUUAAUAAAAAUCGUUUUGUAUUUUUUUUUUUUUACAGAGACGUCAAUAGGAAUGACAUGAGCGUAAUUAUUGUAUGUCAGUGUGGGGUACAGCCCCCAAGCGAUGGGAGAUAGCGCCGAUAACUACAUCAAUGCCACUGAAUCAGACAUCAUGAUUAAAAGACAAAUGAUUAGAACCGAAUUUUACAAUACUUACGAUGUGAUGACUGGAGUAAGGAAUUUAAAAACUAUAAAUGUGUUAUACAUAAUAAUAUUGAUAUACUUAUACUUACUUGUGUGAUAUUUAAUUUUUUUAGAUUAGGAUCGCGUCCACUUUAGGAGGAUUUUUUUUAAUGAUGGUCCUUUUAGUGUUAUACAAAAGUAAAUGCAAAACUCGAUCGCUUUCCGAUCAGCAUCUCGAAGCAGUUAUCAAAGCGGCUGUUGACCAAGAAGAACAGUUAGCUGCGUUGGCCAAAAGAAGUUCCAGUUCUAGCUAUUGCUCUGGUCACGGUCUCUGUAGAUGUUCUCCGAGUAAGAUAUACUUGUUUUUAUUGACCUGUUAAACACUCUAUACAUAGGUACCUGUUAAAUAUUUUAUUCGGUUUAUUUUAUCUACUGCAGGAUACAGUAUGACUGAGAACAGUGUUGCCGAGUGUAAUAAUUGGAAUCGAAAGUCUAAAAACUAUCUUUCCGACACUCAAUAUCAUCCGUAUACGGCUUUAUCUCAAACCAGCAACAAAUUUAUAAAAUCAUCGGUACUAGAAUAUUCUUUCGAAGAGGUAUGUAUUUUACAUUUAGUAUUGUUUGUUAUAUGGUUUAUAACGAUUAAAAUCGUUUGUUUUAUGUGAAAAAAUAUGUAAAAAAAAUAAUACAAACUAAACAAUAAUGUCUUGAUCGUUAAUGUUAACGUUCGCAAAAAAAAGAAAAAUCAAUGCCUAAAGAUCCAACAUAAAGGGAUGCUAUAGGAUUUAUCUUUAAUAAACUUAUUUACUGUUCUUAUGCACAUCUUAAAUUCAAAAUUAUGGUAUAUCUUUAAACAGUAGGUAGAAUAAAACUUUGUAGAGAAAAAUUCAUUCGAAUAAAAGGUAAUCCUUAUAUUUUUCAUAAAACAAUAAAAAUACUAUUAUCAUUAGAGUACAUUUUUGGUUGCUGCCUUGCUGAUCAUUGUUCCAGAGUCGUACAGAAUAGGAUAACAUUUUAGCCGUAUAAAUAAGUUUAAAGCCAAAUAUAUUAUUACAAGUAAUAUAUAAUUAUAUUAUAAAUUUAAAAAAAAAUUAGUAUCAAUUCAUAUAUUUUCAUUUUAAACAAAUUGAUCCAAUAUUUUUUUGGUUCAAGACUAAAUAAAACAAAAAUGUUAAAAUAUAUUACAGGAGCAUAAAAACAAAAACUAUAAUAAGUAAUAACUAAUAACUAAUAAGAAAUAACCAAAAUGAAAAACGUGUUUUUCAUAAUAAUACAAUCAAAUUAACCACGAUGUCAAUUUUACGUCUAUUUCUAUUUCUUUCUUAAAUUUGAAUUUGAUUCAUUUAAAUCUAUCUGGCUUGGACUCUGAUAAUAAAAGGAUAGUACUAUGUUCGAUCGUACUAUUAUAUUACAUAAUCAAAAUAUUUACGUAACGUAGUUAACAUUUUUCCGAUAGAUUCCAGCUCUUAUUUAAUCUUUUAUCGUCUUAGAUAAUAAAUAAAAACACACAUGUUUAGAUAAUGCAUCCUCUAUAUUUUUAGUAAAACGCAUAACAUUAAACAUUUGUGUUCAUGAAUACGAAUAAACAACUAUAAUAAUUAAUAUAACGCUAUUUAUUAGCAACUUUACAAAAUAAUACAAAACAUAAAAUCAUACCUAUUAUUUUAUGAAACUUGUGUUUAAUUUAAUAAAUAGAUGUAUUCGUAUAUUCAUUUUUUAUUUUUGUAAAAAAUAACUAGCCAUAUCGAACUUAUUUUCUACAAAUAAUCAAUUUUAUUAAUUGCAUACCUACAGUUAUCUACUACGUGUAAAUAUUUUAUUAUCAGUAUGAAUUAGAAGGGGCUUUAUUUAUUGUUUAGCUACUAAUGAAUGUUUACUGUCUAUUGAUAUCUGUUUACAUCAAUUACAAUCUGAUAUUACGGUUUAAUUUGAAUUUAAUAUAUUCAAUAAUACGAGUAUUGUUGUUAGAAUAAUUGAGCCAAACAGAAAUAUUUAAAAAUAUAAUACGAGGUUUAUUAUGAGUUUAACUUAGCGGUAAAAACAAAAGUUGAGCGUAGCUUAGUAAUUGUUUUUUUUUUCAAUUCUGACAAAAAUUUUAAAAAUUACAGUAUUUCAAAAUGCGGUUUUUGUUGUCUAUCGCCACGUGCAUAUAAAUUUAAAUUGACUAACUUUAUGUAUCCUAUCUUCCUAACUUCCAGUCUGCAACGGUGACACACUUAUCUUCAGUAUAAGCUCUUUUUAAUUUAUGUACAAACUUAAUUUUUUGAAUUUAAAAAUAAACCAAAACCAAACAAUUAUCUUUUAUUUAACCUGCAGUAUUUUCAGAUAAUUAAAAUAAAUAAUCUUAAUAAAAAAAUAUGUAAUUUAAUAAUUCGAUGAUUCUUCAGUGUAAUUCAUACAAAAAUCUCGAUAUUAAUAUAUUAUUAAUGAAAUUGUUUAUGAUACUUAAACCUUUGUUACUCUUUUUAAUAUCAGCUUCUAUAAAAUAUUUGUUACAAAUAUUAUUUUUUAAUGCAGGCACUUUUAUAAUAAAUAUAAUAUUUUAUGAAAUAAUCAUGUGAAAAUGUGAAGUAAUAAUAUUAAAUAGUAAAUACCUACCUAUAUAGAUAAUCAAUCAUAAUAUACACGUAUACUUGCGUAGAAAAAGGAAAUAAAUAUAUUUGUACAAUCUAAAGUUCAUGCAAAUUUGAAUUGAUAAUAUAAUAUUAUAAAAUAUAAUCGAUUGAUUGAUAGUUUGCUGUGUAAAAUGUCAAUUCUUGUAUAAAAUGACAUGUAAUAACAAAAUAAUUCAAUUGUGUUUUACCAUAAUAUAUUACAAACCAAAGCUUCUCAAAGGGGGGAGGGAAUGAGGCUGUGCUCUAUACAUACGUUAUACGAACAUUCAAUUAUUUAAAUCAUGGGACACGAUUUAAAUUUUAAAUAAACAAUUUUUAUUUUUAUUAUCUUUAUUUUUAUUACAAAUCCUUAUUUGAAAUUUAAAAUUCUUAUUUUAUGGGUUUACAAAAGAGAAUCUAUGGUAAUCCCCCCCCUCCCCGAGAAAUAUUUCUGGGUCUCGAGUACAACCCAAUAAAAAUAUAAACUUUACUUUGUUAAAUGUAUAAUUUAAGUCUAAAAUUCGAAAAAUAUUUAUUUAGUAAAUUGUAAUAGCUUCAAAAAUAAAAUAUUUUUAUUCGUUGUUUGUGAAUUGAGAGGGGCAUGCAACCGUUUAUGUACCCUAAACUUCGAAAAAAAAUAAAUAAAAAACAACCUGACCUUUUGUUGAAAAAACUUUUUUCGCGUCGUUAAAAACUAACAAAAAAAAUAUCUUUGGUUUGAUUAACUGAUCGCCAUCCUUCUAUGUAUAUGCCUUAAGUUGUUGUUCGACUAUAAAAUUAAUGCGCACCAUAACGUUGUUUUAUACUAUUCACCAAAGGAUUUUGUUUCGCCUUUUAGUAGACACUUUAAACGUACGAAUUUCAGUUUUAGAAUCAAUAUAGUACCUGCAUCCUAUCUAUAGUAUCUACUCAUAUUUCUGUAAUUACAUACUUUUAAAAAUAAAUCUGGAUUAGGUAAUACUGUGAUGUGUCACAUCGGUUUUAGUAUUAAACGAACUUAGUAGUUUUCAUUAUUAUUAUUAUAUUGUUGUUACUUUGUCUUUUAAACUGAUAAUUGAGUGUGCUAUAUGUCUUAAUACAUACAUUUUAAGACUUUAGAAGUUAUAUUAUCCGAUUUUAUCCUACGAUUUUAUUCAUUAUUAUCUAUUAUUACUUAAAAUAUUAAAAUAAUAAUAAUAAAUUAAUAAAACAUUUAUUAUAAUAACAAUACUUACUCCUAAACAUAACAAAUUCGUAAAAUAAAUACUAUGUACUUAACAUUUUAUAAAAUACCGCAUAGGGUUUAGGCCUGUAAUAGUAUUAGCACAUUGUGGUGAAAACACUCAAAACAUAUAAUAUGGUGGUUUUCUAUAAUUUUCUAUAUGUAUUAUAUGAGACGAAAAUCUCGAAACAAAGAAAUGUAAUCUUGGAAGAGUUUUAACCCUAUUAGUCCAUGUUGGUCGCAUGACAGGCACAGCAUCUAUAUCUAUGAUCACCACCACUUAAGUAAUCGAUCUUCCACAAUAAUACAUUUUAUAGUAUACUAUAAGUCAUAUAAUACACUAUGUAGUAUAUAAUUUUAUCGAUUUCGUUUGCUGUAUACAAGUAUUAAGUACCUACUACUAUAUACAAUAUACAUUUAUAUUUUACUAUUCUAAAAGAUUUAAAAAGAACACACGAAUUUAUCAAACGUUAAACAUGUUCUGAACCAUCUUAAUUAAUUAGAAAAAUGGUUAGGCAACUAAAUAAAUAUCAUUCAACAGAAUGUUAAGGGGGUUGCAAACGCCUUUUUGGCUAAUAAAAACAUGCAUUAUGGAAAAAACGCAUGCCUCGUAGUCCGAUUCGAUGAUUUCAACAGUUCAAAUUGAACUCCGUUUUUGAAUAUUCAAACUUAAUAUGUCAUUUAAAAAGGUUAAUUUUUAAUUUUUUCAAAAGAAAUGAAAUUCGAAGUCAAUGCAGUAGUUGUUUAAUUAAAUAAAAAGCUGAUACUGAGGCCAGAUGUAUCAUUGAUGUAUAGGUUAGAAGUUAGGAAGGCAGGAUACAAAAAUGUAUUCAAUUUAAUCUGCAAGUAACGAUAAACCAUUGCUUGUAAAAAACUAGUCUGCAUUACGGCCAGCUUUUUUUUUAACACCAAGUAAAACUUAUAAUGUAUCUUAUGUAAAAUGUUUUAGCAUUUUUACUAGGAUAAACAAUAUUAUUCACGUAAUACUUACUAAAUAAAGACUAAAAUAUUGAAAAUAACUAAUGCCUAUAAAUGUCUUAAAAAUCGCCAAAGUAUUUUGAAUAUUUUACCACAUCUAGAAAAGUAUUGUGUAAAUAUUUUGUGUAAAUGUCAAGUCUGUACAAUUAUGUUUAACCGAAUUAUAAAAUUUAAAACAUUGAAAUUGUUAAGGGUUAGUUACGUAAGGUUUAUUGCGGAAAAGUUUACGGAAAAAAACGUAAACUUUCUCAUUUUGUCUUGAUUAUGUCUGGCUCAUAAUACAAAGCUUUCUUUCAAAAACAUGCUACACUUGAAUUUCAAUUCAAGAUUUUUGCAGAAAAACCAAAUCAAAAAAAUUGAAAAUAAUAACGCCAUAAAUAAGUUAGUCUUUCUUCUAACAUUUUUCGGUUUUUUCCAAUUAUUUUGAAAAUUGCUCGAAAAUCAAAAAAAAAACAUUCUUAUUCACCAACUAGAUAAAUAUUUACUUUAGAUAUAUAUAUUUGAAAUUGGAAUUUUGCUUAGAAUUAUUUGUUAAACGCAAAAACUAAUCGAUUUGUAUAGAUUCACAGUCAAAAUAUAAUGUCGUGUGGCAAAAUUUGCUUCUUACAAGUAUAUUUAUCCUGCGAGUGCACAUUAAAAAUUGAAUAAUUGUCAUAUAGAAUUAAAAAUAAUGAAUAAAGAGUUUGAACUUUUAGAUUGACCCAACCAUGCACAUUAAAAUUAAAUCCGAAAAAACGUAAUACUUAACAUAGUUUUUGAAGACUACCUACCUAGUGUAUACUUAUAUUUAACUAUACGAAUAUGUAAACUGAAUAAAUAUUGUAUUAUGUCCGUUUGACGUGUACAAAUCUAUAUUGAAACAUGAUAUAAUAUUACAGUGGAUUUAAUAUCAUUAAACCUCGAAUUCUUUCAAACGUAUACUUCUUCAAAUAUAAUACGAACAAUAUACAUAGCAGUAGUGUUAAAGUAAAUUAUAUGUAUUUUAGUGUUUCGAUAAGUUGAGAUUCUAGACAACCUCAAAUAAAAAUGAAUCCUCAUGAAAUAUUUUUUAUGUUUAUGACACACAAUACGUGUGUUAAUAUUGUAAUAUGUUACUCAUUAUUCAUUUUCAUAAAAUAGUUUAGUGUAUUUAUCUCGUUGAACUUCGUGUUAUUUUGAAAUAUUUUUAUUUUCAAUAUUUUUUAGUAUACCGAUAUAAUAACCUACUAUAAUAUAAUUUAAUAUCAUAAAAUUAUGAUUAUUAUUUUGUAAGAGAAAAAAUUGUAUCUUGGUGGUGAAUAAAUGUAUAAUUUUUUGUUUUUCCAAGUGGUUUAUAUAAUAAUUUAGGAAAACCGGAAAAAAAACUUAAAAGAAAAACGAUUAAACAUAAUUACUAACGUGCCGUUAACGAUUUCAUUAUUUUAUAUUAUUUUUCUAUUUAAUUUUUCGGUAGAAUUAUGGUAACAAAAUUUGCACUGAAAUUCAAUAGUGAAUCACAUUUUCUAGAAGUAAACUUUGUUUAGUUAGUGCGUAAGAAAAUAUUGUAAUUUUUUUAAUAAUUGUACAAAACCAAGAAAAAUCGAAGGAAAAAUGAGAAAGAUUACGAAAACCUCAGUUCAAUUUUGGUUAUUAUUGUAAUUUGGUUUAAAAUAAUUUUAGAAAAUUAUAAUUUUCAUAUAAUACUAAUAUUCAUCUUUUCUAGACGUGGUAAAGUUUUCAAAACAUUCUAGCUUCCUAUUCUUAGUUAUUUAUAGGAAUUUGACAAUUUCGAGUUUCAUUAGUUCUUAUUUAGAUUUUUGUGGAUAAAGUUGAUUCGGUCAAGUUCGUAUACUUCAAAAUUUUGUACAGGGUUCAUUGAAAGUCAUAUUUUAUAUAAAAAAAAAUUGAAUACAUGUAGUAGUUUUUCCUUUUUUUUUUAAUAAGCCUUUUUAGUUCAAAUUUUGACGAAAAUCGUAAAAAUUAUGGCAAUUCAAAACAUGUGUAAUCGAACUUCGUUCAGAAUCUUAUUUGAUUAGUAAUAAUUUAUCACUGCGUACAGAUAUCUGAUAUAAAUAAAAUAACUCUAGUCUAUGUAUCUACCUUCUUAAUUGCCCACCUAAAACAGGUGCACCCAUCAUCACCAGUAUCAGCUCUUUUUUUUGCAGCAUAACAACAUUUAUUUUGUAUUAAUUAAUUCUAGAACGAAGACGACGAUAUGGAGGAUAUGUGCGGCAACAACGGUUACCGUGUGGCUAAAUGGCUCGAAGUACCUGGUGACAGAAAAUGGAUACCAAGAGGAAAUAGCGCUAUAACGGUCAGUAGCAACGAUACGAGUUACUUGGAAGCUAGAGGAUCAUCGUUGAUCAUUGGACACCCACCAUCUCCAUUGAAUCACCCACUACCCGCCGGGGACCCACCGUGGGAGUUCUACUAUCCCAUUGACAUACAAGUUAGUAGAUAAGUUAGCAUCCCCCGACCAAACUGUUAUAAUUAUAUUAUUUAAUAUAUUCGUUAUAGUUUACUUAGCUAAUUUUUUAAACAUCUUUUUUUUUUUUUUUAAUAAUCAUAAUAAUAUUCUAUGAAAAACCAGUUUACGCAAGAUAUUAUUUGAACCUUUGAAUAAUUUAGUAAUUCAAUUCCAAAAUGUAUUAUAGGACGCAUUUAUACUCUUUCUAUUCAUACAUUCUAUGUUUGUUUUUAAAUAUAAUAUUAAAGAAAUACAAAUGUCUUUAGAAAAAAAAACACGCCUAAGCAAUAGAACUCCCUACUUCAUCACUAUAGUAGAACUUUUUGCCAGCAGACUUUUCACCAUUACAAUAUGUAUUUCUUUUUUUUUAUAAUUGGUCUAAAAUAAUAAUGAUUGCCAAUUUUAUUACAUUUUAGCCUGUAUGGGGUAUUUUAAAUCCGAUAUUUCUUAUAAAAACAUGAAAUUCGAGCAUAAAAAUAGGGUUGAAAGUUUAAAGGAUGUGUCUCCUAAAGGAACAUCCUUGAUACAUAUACCAUGCUACCCUUGUCCUAAAUUGGGGAUCUGAGGGAUGUAAAAAGCUUAAAUAUACCUUCCUCCUGCAACAACAUUAUAGCAAAAUUCAUAUUGAAUUUCAACUAAAAUUUUUAUUACAUCAAUCCGCCUAUAAAAUAGCUAUAAUUCUUUGAAUUCAUUUUGUCCAGAGGGAGCCGUUAAAAGUGUCCGAAAAAGUAGCGAAAAAAGAUAUAUACGUAUAUGUAUUAUGUAUAUAACAGAUACAAUCAUAUAAUACAGUGCAAUGGUAUCUAAUUUUGGGGAAAAGUCAACUAAAUCAAUGUUACAUUUUUUAGAGAAGAAUAUAACAUAUCACUUCUGAGAAAAAAAUCAUAGUAAUACCUAAGUAUACAACACAUUAUGUAAAUAAUUACAUAACGUAGUAUUUAUCUAAUGUCUUCAAUUUACUAUUUACUAACACAAAACAUACACAACUAUAGAUUAUUAUGUUUCAUAAUAUUAUAAUAUUCUUUAUCUCACCAAUAACAAUAUAGAUAUAGGUAAUAUUUAUCAAAAUUUCAUCAUUUAAUAUAUUAUCAUUGUAUAGGUAGAAAUAAUUAAUUCUAUUUAAAAGUUGUUUAUUGAUCGUCAUAAGAUAUUUACUUUUACGAUGCUGUGUUUAAAUCAAAUACAUUAUAAGUCGUAAUAUUCGAAAUAAUUUAUAACGGCACAUUAUCACGACAUCGUGUGUUGUAUACCAAUAAUAUUACAAUCAUAAAACAUUUAUACAAUAUGAAUAAUUUAAUAAAAUAAUAAACCUUAAUUCCAGUACAUAUUAUAAAAUUAGAUAGAUUCUUAAUCAAUGAAAGUAGACCCCUAUAUUAUUAUAUUAUUAGUAAACAAUUGUAAACGUUAUUAAAAUUGAACAGUGCAUUUGAAAACAAAAAAAUGAAUAUACUUAAUGAAUUAAACCGAUAUACAAUAGUAUACUUCUAUUAUAAUCUAUAAUAGUAAUAAUUGUUUGAUAUUUGUUCGAUAGUUAAUUAAUAAUAAUUUAUUAUAGUGUUAAAGUAAUAUAUUUUCAUUGAUGGUACCAAACAUUUUUUUUUUUUUUAAACAUUUGUCAUUUUUGAAAAAGGAUACAUACUUUUUAUUCUUAAUGACUUAAUUUUGUAAAUAUUGCGUGCAACACAUCCUAAUUGGUAUAAUUUAUAUACGUCAAAUAUCUUAUACUGAAAUUCAUUCUUAAAACUUAUACAUGCUCUUAAAUAUUCUAAAUAUAAUAUAAAACCAUAACAAAACCUAAUAAAACAGAUAUAUUUUUUUUUUCAUUUUUUGUAUGUAUAAUAAGAUGAUUGUUUUAAAUUUUAAAUUUUAAUUAGAAGCAAUAUAUGAAGCCAGCUUUCCCCUUUCCUAAUGCGAUUGUUGAAUUUUGUAAUUAAUUAAUCUGGAAUUUGUGUGAAUUUGUGCAAUAGCAAUUAUGGUGUACCUAAACUAAAAAAAAAAAAGAAAAGAAAAAAAAGAAGAUUAAGCUGGAGAAAUCCUAGCAGCAUUCUAACACGGAAAAAACCCGUUUUUGAACUGAAACCUUUUUUUUAUCAGUAAAAACAACUUAAAUGAAUUUUGAAAAAGAAAAAUUGCCCACGAAUAAAAUCGAAUUAAUAUACUAAAAUAAAAUAAUAAAUACGCGUUAAAAUUAUUAAGAAAAUAUUACAUUGAUUAUUAUCUUAAAGGAAUGUGAUUGCUCAUUUUGAUAACAUUAUUAUUUUCAAUAAUAGGACUUACUGCUCUGUCGAGUGAACGAAAACAAACUUUUAUCACAUUAUAAUAUUACGUCGUUAGGUACUAAAUGUCGUGUAUAGUUAAACAAAUGCGCAUUGCUCAGUGAUUUAUGCUUAUCUCGUUCUCAAAUGUUUAAACUAUUUAAAGUUGGAAUCAUUUUUUUGGUUGUCUUGCAUUUACAAUUAUUACCUAACAAAAGUUAUUAUCAAAAUGUGAAUUGAAAUUGGAGUAACUAAAUAAAAAUACCUAAUAAAUAAGGACGGGUUUGAAUAGAAAUGGUUUAUCAUUAUAAUUUUAUUAGUCAAGAACAUUCGUAACUUUUUGAUUUUUUUAAUUCAAUUUUAGGACUGAUUUUAUACUACGUUUUUUGUUUUUACAAAUGUGUGUUUUAAUUCUAUUGAAUUAUUUUGUUAUUUUUAACAGUUUUAACGGUUUAUUUAUUAAGACCUUUAAUAUUUACCUUUUAUGCCAUUUCGCAUUCAGACUUAAAUCCUUUUGCAUUCAUCAUAUUGUCACCUAUAUUAUAAUAAACUAGGUACCUUAAAUUUCAAAAAAUAAUUUCGGAGUUAGGCACAUAUAAUAAUAAGAGAAGAAAAAACUACGUGAUAUUAUUGAUGUGGCAUCAGUGAUCAGUUUAAUUAAAGGACAAAAACUACAAUGGCUUGGACACGUUACCACAUUAGUGGAGAGUGGUACCGUCAGAUCAGUAUUAGAAUGGAAAUCAUACAAAACAACACAUUGGAGAAUUUUUUUUUUUUUUUUUUCGGAAAAACUGUAGUUGGGAAUAUUAGAUUUUGAAAAGGUUCAAUUGGGAAAAGCAUACUACAAUCAGAUCGAUGUAGUUGAAGAAGACUUAUGAUGUAUGGGAAUAGACACGUGAAGAGAAGUAGCGCAUGUCAGGGAUAGGAGACGUAAUGUUUUAUUGACUGCAAAGACUCUUAAAGAGUUGCUAAGGCCAGUAUACGAAGAAGAAAAUAAUAAUAGCAUACAAAUAAGUCGAUUAAUAAUUGUUUUUUUCUAUGCUAAAAUCGUCGAAUAUUUCUUUGUAUUAAUAAACCACGUGUUUUAGAUUUGAAGCGUAGCGAGGGAUUUUUUUGUUUUACUAUGAUGUGUGUUUUUGUAUUUUAUGAAAAACUUUUUACCAGACAUCUUGCUCCGAUGUAGCAUCUUUUCUGAAAGGAAAUUUUAUUUAGUUGGUACAUUGGGGAGGUAAUUUUAAAUUUUCCAAUUAGUUUUCAUAAUAAUUGGGAAAAACAGGAAAAAGACGAAAAAUGAAAACUGAUAAAUUUACGACGGUCUUAUAAUUCCUUUAUUUUAAAUUUUUACGGAUUAUGUUUUCUAUCAAAAAUAUUGCUCCAAUGAAAAAAUAACAAGAGAUAUUUUUCGUUGAAUUUUUAAUUUAGUUAGUAAGUAAGAAAGUUGUUUUUUUUUUAUUUUCCCUGUAGGUAGUUUUUUUAAUAAUUGAACAAAACUGAAAAAAAGUGGAAAUAAUUGGAAAAUUUACGAAAAUAAUACUUUUAAUUAUUUCUCAUUUUUUUUUUUUUUUUUUUUUUUUGUUGUUAUUAUAACUAAUUCAGUUAAAAAUAUUCUUAGAUACUUGAAAUUUUAACAGAAAACAUAUACUUGCCUUUUUUAGAAAAUGUAUACUUUUAAAAAAAUAUUUGAGUGCUAUUUUUGGAACAUCUAUAGAUUUUUUAAUUUUAUAAGUUUUUUACGUAAUUUUUUGGUAGGUACUCUGUGGAUAAAAUGAAUUGACCAAACAUAAUUUCUUGAAAAUUUAACAGGAGAUUCAUUAUAAAUUGUAGGUAUUUAGUAGUCAAAAAUAAAAGUUAAGUGUAUCAUUUUUUUUUUUUAAAAGCGUUUUAAUAUCAAAUUUUGACGGAAAUCGUAAAUAUUACUGCCUUUUAAAACAUGAUUAACUAUCAGCAAUUUUAACGGUUUGCAAUAAAAAAUUAAGUAUACUAUUCUAUUGCCUAUUCGUAAAAUUUCGUAGGAUAAACGGUACUUACAUACAGCUAUUAUUCGAUUGUUUAUUUAUAUUAUUCGGAUGUGAAUUAUUCAAUGCGGGAUAUUUAAAUUUAUUUCCGCUGAGACAAAAUAAUAUAUAUACAGCGGGGACUAGUUAUAGGAGUAUCAUUUUUUGGAAUAUUUAAUAAAAUAUGCAUUUUUGAAACUACUAUGACUGUACUAUGUACGUAGGCACAUAAACAUAUUAUAUUUUAUGCAUUAUUUGUAGCUCGUAAGUAUGACUAAAGUGAUUAUGACAGUGCAGAAUAGUCUAUACUCUAUACGAAAUUGUACACAUUUAUUUAUUUAGAGGAAACAUCUAUACUAACAACUGAUUAGCCUAUCUUUUGUCCAUUAUACACACUAUAAAGAUAACAAGUUUCUGUCUUCGUGAAUUCACGAUAUAUGUAUCGUGUACAUACAUACAUAUAUAUAUAUAUAUAUAUAUAUAUAUAUAUAAAUACAAUACACAAACAUACCGUAAGUUCAUAACCCAUUUCCCACUUCCAUUUAGGAAAGUGUAAAUUUCUCCCCUUCUCAUUACUGGUGGGUCUUAACCAUUACACUCCUAUCUUUUGAAGAAACUUGUCACCGCUGCUUACAAUCCACAGUUUAUAUAGACACCGUACAGCUUUCUAUUAAACCUUCUUCGACAGUUUCCCGUUACUUUCUCGUUAGUACAGUCUCCAAUGGUCUGUAAAAAGAUUUUUGUUAACACGUUCACUUUUAUAUCUUUUAUUCGCAGGUGAUUCAACCGACGCCGUGCUUGUCGCCCAGUGGUGGCAGCCAAGAGAGUUUCUCGGACAUGCCCAGGCACACGGAACAACUGUUGCCGGCCGCGUCCGAGUCAUUCCGGAAAUCGCAACAGCAGCACCACCAACACCACCACAACAAGCAUCAACAGAAACCAUCGAUGUCUCCGGUGGUGGCGGCACCCAUAGCGUCGAUACGAACGUCUUGCAGCAGCUGCAGCGACGACGCCACGUCCACGGCCACCACGGUCAACUCGUCCGUUUUCGCCGACGACUGCUGCUGUACGACGACGUCACCGCUGUUGCCGGCAUCAUCGCAGCCGCCGCUCAGGCCGCCGGCGUCCGAGCGCACCGCCGCUGCAGGAGGGCUGUCAUAUUCGUGGCCGGCCACCGCGGGCACGGCAGCCAUCUCUCGCCGGAGGAGAUACUCGUCACCGCCGCCGCCGCCUCAGCAGCCGUUGCCGUCAUUGCCACCGCCGCCAUCGGCCCCAGCAGGUAACCACACACGAGAUGUCAGCCGCCCAUCAUCGGUGGGAGCCGCGGCGGUGCACGCGGCGGUCAGACCGUUUCACGAUUUCAACCGCAAGCCACAUCCACAGCCACAGCAACCGCCGCCGCUGCCGCCGUCCAUCGGCGGCGGUGCAGGCGGCAGAAACGUAAUCGUUGUCCAGGCCGACGUCAACCCCAUAGCCGACACGUUCGUCAACGCCAACUCAUUAUCAGGGUCUUUGCGCGCGCUUUACGACGCGUCUAAAGAAACAUUGUUCUAG